Penicillium cosmopolitanum is the source of this 1425-nucleotide messenger RNA. Its product is annotated as ADP-ribosylation factor GTPase-activating protein. The transcript has 6 exons. Gene Ontology annotation, molecular function: GTPase activator activity. The record is from RefSeq and is a predicted model, not a curated record. The coding region runs from base 1 to 1425 and encodes 474 amino acids. Gene Ontology annotation, biological process: COPI coating of Golgi vesicle. Lineage: Eukaryota; Fungi; Ascomycota; Eurotiomycetes; Eurotiales; Aspergillaceae.
AUGAGUGCCUCCAAGGCGCAGUCUCAAAAGAUCUUUGAGAAGCUGAAGCUGAAGCCCGCAAACAAGGUCUGCUUCGACUGCAACUCUAAGAAUCCCACCUGGUCAUCAGUCCCACUCGGUAUCUAUUUGUGCCUCGACUGCUCGGCUCACCAUCGCAACCUCGGUGUCCACAUCUCCUUUGUUCGUUCGACCAACCUCGACCAAUGGCAAUGGGAACAGCUGCGAGUGAUGAAGGUGGGCGGAAAUGAGUCGGCGACCAAGUACUUCCAGUCGCACGGUGGAUCUGCGGCGCUGGCGAGCAAGGAUCCCAAGGUCAAGUAUACCUCCAAUGCGGCUGUCAAAUAUAAGGAGGAGCUCAAGAGACGUGCGGCGGCGGAUGCGCAACAGUUUCCCAGUGGGGAGGUGGUCAUUACCGACUUGCCCGCUGGCACUCCAUCCGACGGCUCGAACACUCCUGCUGAGGCAGAUGACGAUUUCUUCUCUUCCUGGGACAAGCCCUCCAUCAAACGCCCGAGCAACCCUCCAUCCCGCACUGGAACGCCACCUGUCGUGAGCCGAACCGGAUCCCCUUUCCUGAACGCCGGCGCAAACGGAUCUCGCUCAAAAUCUCCUCUGUCCGCGUCCGAGGAGAAGGCUUCAUCUCCUGCCCCGACUGCCAUUCGUCCUUCCUCCUCUACUCGAAAGAUUUCUACGGCCAGCGGUGCUAAGAAGGGUGGCGUUCUGGGAGCCAAGAAGGCGCCCAAGCUCGGAGCGAAAAAAGUGGUCGCCAGUGACAUUGAUUUCGACGAGGCGGAGCGUAAGGCCAAGGAGGAGGCCGACCGCAUCGAGAAGCUUGGUUACGACCCCGAAGCUGAGCAGGCUGAGGCCGAUGCAAAGGCCAAAGCCGCCACUGCGGCCGCUCCCAUUGCUUCUCCCGCCCCUAUCAGCCCACAAAGCAAGACCCACGAGCGCAACUCUAGUGACGUUGAGCGACUUGGCAUGGGUAUGAACAGACUUGGAUUUGGUCAAGUGUCGAAGCCUGCGGCUCCCAAGAAGCUUGGCUUUGGUGCCGUUGGCGCUGCCAAGUCCCCCUUGAAUGAGGAGGAGCUUGCUGAGUCCCGGACACGCUUCGGCACCCAGAAGGGUAUCUCGUCUGAUGAAUACUUCGGUCGCGAGCGUUUCGAUCCCAACGCCCAGGCUGAGGCUAAGCAGCGACUGCAAGACUUCGGCGGUGCGACGUCGAUCUCCAGCAAUGCAUACUUCGGCCGGCCCGAGGAUGAGCUCCCUGCGAUGGAUGACGGUUAUGGCGAUCUCGAAAACGCGGCCAAGGACUUUGUCCGUCGCUUCGGAAUCACUGCUGGAGACGACCUCGAGAACUUGUCUCACAUUGUCGGCGAGGGGGCUACCAAGCUUCAAGGUGCCAUUCGCAACUACCUGAACAACUAA